Molecule: messenger RNA, 4065 nt
Organism: Apis dorsata (giant honeybee)
Lineage: Eukaryota; Metazoa; Arthropoda; Insecta; Hymenoptera; Apidae
Gene: Gfrl
Exons: 17
Coding region: 168-2897 (909 amino acids)
Biological process (GO): nervous system development
Cellular component (GO): external side of plasma membrane; signaling receptor complex
Molecular function (GO): signaling receptor activity
Source: RefSeq, a predicted model, not a curated record
UUUUUUUUUUUUUUUUUAAUAAUAAGGAAGAGGAGAAGAAGGUGGUAGGGAGAGAGGAGGAUCACCGGGUGGAAUCCGGUGUGGAUACAACGACGACGAGGGUUGGGCCCGGUUGGAUCGAAUCGAAGGUGGAGGAGACGUCGCACGAUGAGACGGACGACGAGAGAAUGUCGCGCGGACGCCGCGGGAUUCGUCUCAGUCGUCCGACUGGUCGACCGGUGGCCGUUGAGAGCGUCGAAGAGGAACGCGUUCCGGAAAGGGUGAAGGGCAGCAGGCCGUCCUCGAUGGUGUGUCAUGAUCUGAUGGGACGAGUCAUGUCACGUGUCGUCGGGACGCUGCUCGCGCGCUCCACGCUGGUCACGAGCGUCGCCGCGGCCCUCGUCCUACUCUUCUGCUGCUGCAGGUGCACUCGCGCCAGCGAGUUUCCGGAAAGAGAAUGUUGCGACCUGAUAUUCCCGAUCCCGGAACCGACCGGCAGAUCUACGUCCGCGCCCACGCCAACGGGCAGAAGCGGAUCCGACAUCAAAGUACCGGUUGCAAUACUGAACUGUCUUUAUGCGCGUCAAUUGUGCUUCGAGGAUGCAUCCUGCAGCGCGAUUCUAGAGAUCAUACCGAGAGUCUGUGGUCCAGAACUGGUGGCUUGUUCGACGGUGACAGUGACAAAGUGUCAAGCGGCCCUGCACACUCUGCAAGCUUUCCCUUUCUUCCGCCCAACGUGCCUCUGCAGGGAACCGCAUGUAGACCCGGAUUGUAACAGUUUCCAGAACUUCCUCUUCGACCACCCUUGCAUCUACGUCUUAAAGAAGGAUAAGGAUCCGAUCGACGCGCUGCCGACCUGCAAUCAUGCGCUGAGCGUCUGUUUACGCGGCAAACCGUGCAGCCAGAUUUACGAGGACUUCAAAAGCAACUGCAAAGCGCGGGAGGGGAAAUGCAGGAUGGAGAGCCGGAGCGCCUGCCACGAUUCCUGGACCCAGCUACGACUGUCACCGAUGUUCGGCUGCAUUUGUCCCAACAAUCACAUGAAAAGACGCUGCGACAGGAUUUUCUCCACGGUGAAUCACAAUCCUUGCGUUGUGAAGGUCAUCUCGCAUCCGGACAACUCGACCAGCUUCGAGGUGAUCGAGUCCCAGCUCGAGAAUCCGUUGAUCGACGCCGAUCACCACGAUCUGGUUGCCAUGAAGCAGAUACCUGUUCCUGGUGGGCAUCAUCACAAAACGCAGCACAAGAGAAAUCAGACGGACGACCGUAAUCAGACGUCCGUGGUGUUGCCAUCCGCCUCCUCCGAUCUCGAUAAGAUACAGCAACCGGUCAAGAUCGUCCUCUCGAGCACUUGUCAUCAUGCCUACAAUGCUUGCAAAAACGAUCCAGAGUGCAAGGUGCUUCUCGAGCCGGUGUUGAACCAUUGCGACUCGACGAGUUGCGCGAAGAACGAGUGCAUGGAAGCGUUGCAAAACUUCUACAAAUCCGCCAACUAUAAACACUCCGUCGAGAUCGCGUUCUGCCUGUGCAGGAAAACGGAUGGAAAGAAGGACGAGUGUAUAAUCGCGCAGGAAAAAAUGCAUCCUGCCUGCGCGCAGCGAGUGGAGGGCGCGGAAAUGCCGACGUGUCACAGUUUGGCGGAAGCUUGCAAGGAGCACGAAGCAUGCAAGGCGAAAUUGGAGUACUACGAGCAAAAUUGCGCCGUGGAUAGUGUGACAAAGAAGUGUGCUGGUCCAACUGCGGAAUGCAGGAAAGCGAUGCUGGGUAUCCUUGGCACGGAAUUGCGGUCGAACUGCGCGUGCAAGGGGACGGAGCUCACGCAACUUUACGACUGUCUGGGAUGGCAGAGGCUCCUCUGGGUCAAUCCUUGCGUCGUCGAGUCCCAGAAGGAUUACCACGCGAGGAGGAAACACCAUCAUUACCCGAGGACAACGACGACUACCGUCUUGUCAACGACCAAGUCGCCAUCGGUUAGCACAACGACGGUCACAACCGUGGUCGAGCAAGUAGAGGAUAAUCAAAUACCGGAAGUGACGAGGUGGACAACCACCGAACCCACGGAAACUUGGGAAAUCACCACCACUAGCAGCACCACCAUUAGUACCACACCCACCACCACCACCACCACCACUACGCCGCCUCGCUUCUGUGUGGUUCAAAGGCCGAGGCAGAGUCACCAAUACAUAAGGGAGGGCGAAGGAAAGAGGCUGUAUCGCGAGGAUGAACCAGAAUGUUCGGAGUUGUGCCAAUGCGGCGAGGGUGAAGUUUUGAUCUGCAACACGAUCUGCGUGGAUUCAUCGCCCUGCAAGACGGACUUCGCCUUCUACAAUCACGAAGCACCGGCGUAUCAGGCGCAUCGCGGACCCUGCCUUUGCUAUAGCGGUCGUUUCAUAUGCAUGCGGCCAUCACCCGACGCUUACUCUAUACCGCACGGAGUUUUCAUGUUCCUGGGCUACAGCGAAAAGGACGAGAGUUUGCUGCGACGGCACAAUAAUCUCACCGUCCUGGACGCGGUGUCGUCCCUCGAUAACUUCAUGAGAGAAGAAGUUAACAAUCAGACAGUGUGCACGCUGUUCCUGUACAACGCGACCCGAGAGAACGUGAUUGCAGUGGCGCGUCUCGGGACUGACAAUCCACCCUUAAAUAGCAGCCAAGCUCAAAGUCUGCAGCACCUUCUGCGCGUCAAGGAGGAGUGCUUCUCGAUGCUGCAGGACCUCAGCGACAAGAUAAACAACAAGCACCACGAGGUCCACACGCACCCGUUACUGUCCAUCUUCAAGAUGGCCGAGGUCGAGGUCAAGUUGCCGUACAGCAACGAGGUCGGGUGUCUGUCGGGGUUGUCGAGCUUGCCGCUGGUCGCAAUACUCCUGCUGCUCACCCUGUUUCGAUCGGCGUCCACGUGCCUGGUCGCCUCGUGACACCAACGGCCCACAUCCGAUCCCCGUCGAGACCACCGAAUUUUCUCGAACGCCUAGAAAAAGCUGAUGCAAUCGAGACGGCCCUCGAGAUCGAUCAUCAACGAAGUCGCAACGUUCGUUCAACGGGGCUCUAAUCUUCGUGCCUCGUGGAUCAAACGAGUAUUGAGAAGUUUGAGAAUCGUUGCCGCGAUUCGAGGAUCGUGCGUUUCUCCAUCUUUCUCUACUUCCUCCCCUUCUUUGGAUCCUCGUUUUUUUAAUUUAAUAUUAAUUUAAUUUCUCUUAUCGAUCGAUUCCUCUUCUACGACGCCAAAUUGAAUCGAUUCCGAUUUCUUUACAAUAUACCAUCUCGUUUCUCUCGUGGCUGGGAUCAAUUUUUGUCGCGGGAGGACGCGAGAUCUUUAUUGCCGCCCAAUAACGCGGGUGGCAUCGACGAAACGGCCGUUCCGCGCGGCUACGUGGUCAAUAAUAAGAGCGAUCCCAUAUGCAGGGAAUGGGCGUGGAUCCAAACACGUGGCUCCCUUUUAACCUCCUCGCUGCUGGAUCAGCGACGAUAUUGCAAGCAAGAGAUCCCGAAACGACCACGGUCAUUAGAAUAGCGCGAGGCAUUUUCUUCUCGCGCUCGAAGGAAUCGCCUCUCGAUGACCCAGUUUAAAGGAGGAAAUAUAUCGUGUAUCGAGGAUACGUUCGAAAUAUUAUUUUUUUUUUCCUCGGUAUUGUAUUAACACGAAUUUUUGAAAUUUUAGAAAUCCUUGGAAAUUCUUCUCGCGGUUAUAUAGUUUUUAUAAAGAAAUUCCGUUUCCCUCGAGUCUUAAGUUUUUCGUUAAGAAUGAGACACCGGAUCCUCGAACGAAUACAACGCGUGUAUAAAGGAAGCACCGUAGUGAGUCUGUAAAUGACAAGCGCUAAUUUACCGUGUAAUUAAAAUAAGCUAGCAGAAAACGCGAACGCUCCUCCUGUAUCGGACCAUUAGGUGUUUAUUAACAUGUUGUUCAGAGCUAAAUCUAAACGGGCGUUUUUGAGGCAUGGCGCAAGAGGCUCGAGUGUGUAGAUAACUUGUAGAUUGUUAUAUAGACUUAAUAAAAAGAGGGAAGGGAAAGAUGCGAAUGACGGCUGUUUCUCGCCGCGAGUUUCUUUUUUCAUUUCCUAAAAUUAGAAUUAAUUGUAAAUU